Python bivittatus (Burmese python) is the source of this 1607-nucleotide messenger RNA. The record is from RefSeq and is a predicted model, not a curated record. NCBI's taxonomy places the organism in Eukaryota, Metazoa, Chordata, Lepidosauria, Squamata, Pythonidae.
AGAUUAGCCACACUUCUCCAGAUAUUCCAUUGGAUGCUAAGGCAGGGACCAAGGAGAACUGCAUGCACAAUGUUCGGAUGCAUCGACAAAUCACAGAGCCAACUCCUUCUGCUCGGCACAAUUCAAUCCGACGACAGCUCAAUCUCUCCAACCCUGACUUCAACAUCCAGCAGAUCCAAAAGCAGGAGCAGCUGACAGGGAUUGGACGCAUCAAGCCGGAGCUGUAUAAGCAAAGAUCAGUAGACACAGAUGAUGGUCGGAGAAAUAAUAGCAAGUCUUGUGGGAAAAUCAAUUUUAUUAUAAAAUAUGAUUGUGACUUAGAACAACUUAUAGUGAAGAUUCACAAAGCUGUCAGCCUGCCAGCAAAGGAUUUUUCUGGGACUUCAGACCCUUAUGUUAAGAUCUACUUACUUCCAGAUAGGAAAACAAAACAUCAGACUAAAGUGCAUAGAAAAACUCUUAACCCAGUGUUUGAUGAAGUUUUUUUAUUUCCUGUUCCUUACAAAGAUUUGAGUUCAAGGAAACUUCACUUCUCUGUGUAUGACUUUGACCGCUUCUCCAGGCAUGACUUGAUUGGCCAAGUGAUAGUGGAUAAUUUUUUAGAGUUAUCCGACUUUCCCAGGGAAUGUAAUAUUUGGAAGGAUAUUGAAUAUGUCACCAAUGACAAAGUGGAUCUUGGCGAGUUGAUGUUUUCGCUUUGCUAUCUUCCAACAGCUGGCAGACUAACUAUAACUAUAAUAAAAGCAAGAAAUUUAAAAGCAAUGGACAUAACAGGAGCAUCAGAUCCGUAUGUGAAGGUGUCACUAAUGUGUGAAGGGAGACGAUUGAAGAAAAGGAAGACUUCUAUCAAGCGGAACACCCUUAAUCCUGUUUACAAUGAAGCCAUAGUCUUUGAUGUCCCUCCAGAAAACAUUGAUCAAAUUCACUUGUCUAUAGCUGUUAUGGAUUAUGACCGUGUAGGUCACAAUGAAGUAAUUGGAGUCUGUCAAGUAGGCAACGAAGCAGAAAGUCUUGGGCGAGACCAUUGGAAUGAAAUGCUCUCAUAUCCUCGAAAACCCAUUGCACACUGGCAUCUGCUUGCAGAGAGACGUUGAAAAUUCUUCAACCAGCAUGGCCAUUAUGGGAAUUGAGGACCCUGGAUUAGGGAAGCUGAUGUAGACCAAGACAUCUUGAUUACAGAUUUUUUAAUACUCUGGAGUUAUGUGGUUUGGUUAAUCAAAUUUGUAAAGCCAGUGUUGAGGAAGUCUGAUAUCACCGAUGCAUACCAUCACAUGCAUAACAAAGAAAAGAAUCAAAAGAAAUGCGACAUUUCAAAGAGUUCUGCUCCUGAGGAUACAGUCUCAUCCCUAAAGAUUGUAGGCUAAAUAUUCCAUUUCUGAUUCCAUGUUAAGUUGUCAGUUAACAAAUCAGAUUUGUAGAAUGAAUAAUCUCCAAACCUGUCCAUGCAUGUUCAUGCACACACAUGCACACACAUUUCAUGCUAUUUUACUUCCUGAAGAUUUGGGUGUACUCAAUCUUUGAAAACUGUACCAUAUUUACCAGAUGGCUCUGUGUGUGUGUGUGUGUGUGAAUCAAGUGUACAUAGCCACCCAUCUCACAAACAUGAC